Ochlerotatus camptorhynchus is the source of this 1869-nucleotide messenger RNA. It is a transcript of the gene unpg, whose product is annotated as unplugged. Gene Ontology annotation, molecular function: DNA-binding transcription factor activity, RNA polymerase II-specific; RNA polymerase II transcription regulatory region sequence-specific DNA binding. The record is from RefSeq and is a predicted model, not a curated record. The coding region runs from base 90 to 1481 and encodes 463 amino acids. The transcript is spliced from 3 exons. Gene Ontology annotation, cellular component: nucleus. Gene Ontology annotation, biological process: regulation of transcription by RNA polymerase II; regulation of nervous system development. Lineage: Eukaryota; Metazoa; Arthropoda; Insecta; Diptera; Culicidae.
AGUCACGUUUCCUUGUCGUCGUCGUUAGAACGCGUACCGUCGCCUAUACACCUCCAUGCACCGAACAGUAGUGACAACAUUACAGCGAAAUGGAUAAAGCUACGGAGUUAAUCCAACCGGAAGAACGGUUGAAACUGUCGCGUAUUCCGAGUUCUUCGUUUUCCAUAGAAAAUCUCAUCGCGACGGAACAUCGACAAAUCGGAAGUCAUUCGCCGCCGGUAUCGGAUCGAUCGCGACCAGUGCCGGGGGACGGCAGUCCCUACCUGGUCAACGGCUACAACGCAGCUAUGCUUUCGUUUACGAACUUUCCCCUGUACAAUCCUUGGGUGGGUUACCUAUCGCAAACGGCAAAUGAAAAACUAUCGCAACUGUUUUCCAGCGCCACAAGUGGUAGCGGAGGUGAUAAACGUGGCCAUAAAUCAGUACCAAGCGAACCCGGUGAAGCUGGGCCCGGUCCUGCCAAUAGCAGUGACGAUGCCGGCAGCGGUGGUGGUCAAAGUGGUGAUAAAUCUUCGAUCGAAGUGAACGCCUUGAAGACGUUUCCGGGAGUGGCGGCAUACGGUGCCGCGCCGGGUCUCGAAGUGGCAGCGCAAUAUUUUGCAAACACUCGGAGAUCCCUCUAUCCGACGGAUUUCGGUGAAAGUGGUGAUAAGAUAAAUCACAGUGGCUAUGGUGGUGGUGGUGUGAGCAGUGCUAUCGGUGGAAGAAUAUUCUUGAGGAAUUUCAAUGGUGAACUGGCGUCGGCGGCCAGCCGGAGUAGUUUGGACAUACAGGACUCGGAUUCGAGGCAGUCGUACCUGAACAUUGAUCGAGACGAUGACGAGCAGCCGGCGGGUGACGCUGGAGGGGAUAGCAACGACGACGGGUCCUACAGCGACGAUAUCAGUUUGUCACUAUCGCCGACCGGGUGCGGUAAAAGUACCGAACUGGACGAAACCGAUUCCGAGCCAUGUUCCGACGAUGAUGGAACCUCCCCGCACAGUGCGUCCCACUCGAAAACGGCCAACGGUGCCGGCAGUGGUACGGGAGAAAAAGAAAACUGCUCCAAAUCCCGCCGGAGACGGACUGCCUUCACCUCGGAACAGCUGCUAGAGCUGGAACGGGAAUUCCAUGCCAAAAAAUAUCUCAGCCUAACGGAGCGCAGUCAGAUUGCCACCACGUUGAAGCUGAGCGAAGUACAGGUCAAAAUUUGGUUCCAGAACCGGCGGGCCAAAUGGAAACGGGUGAAAGCUGGUCUAAAUUCACACGGGCUGGCCGGGCGGGGUGCCAGCGGGGCUGCUACCAACAGUACCAAAAUUGUAGUUCCUAUUCCGGUGCACGUGAACCGGUUUGCGAUCCGAUCUCAGCACCAGCAGAUGGAGAAGAUGAACCUAGUCGGCCCGAAGGCAGAGCUCCGCAAGGACCUGGGCAUGGAGGCGAGCAGCUUCGAGCGGUUCGGUUUAAGUAAGUUGGCGUCCAAAUCGGCGGCGGGUGGGUUUUAAAGUUGGGAGAGUGUGCUGCGGGAGACGGAGUGAACGCGACCAAUUUGCGUGAUUGUGAUUGUUUUUAGGCUAGAGUAAAUUUUAGAACUUGAAUGAGAUUGAGAGCAAUUUACUCAUUGGCUGGCAGUGCGGGUUGAAGCAAGAGAGGGCCAAUUAGUCAUCGAGUGUGGGGAUUUAUUUUUCAAAUCGUUGCACCCGGGCCAAAUGCAGUCACGGAUGGAACGGACUGCGGGAGAUGUACAUUAAUUUGGGCAAUCUGUUGUAAAUGUGUUUGGAAUCGCUCGACGAUGAUUAUACAAAUUGUGUGUACAUGUACAACAGCCACGAAUUGAGUGCUACUUAAUGUAAUGAUUUUAAUUUUACGGGACGAGUACGAACAUUGCGCGCA